This is a messenger RNA of Thrips palmi, 1204 nucleotides long. RefSeq names its product protein LTO1 homolog. The coding region runs from base 763 to 1173 and encodes 136 amino acids. The record is from RefSeq and is a predicted model, not a curated record. Lineage: Eukaryota; Metazoa; Arthropoda; Insecta; Thysanoptera; Thripidae. The transcript has a single exon.
UUUAUAUCAUGAACAAUAUUAUCAAUUUAAAGAAUAUUUUGUGUGUCUGACGUCUUAAUUUUAGCCUUCUGGUGAUCGUUUGUGCUUUGAUUUGAAUGAGGGCUGGAAGCCAUUGAUUGUGAUCGUCUUAAGAAGCCUGUUCCAGGUAUUGAAGUGUGCAACAUUUUGUUCAGAGUGAUUACUGAUACUGUUUGUCUUUAUCAUCCAAUAAUUUCAUUGUCACCAAUUGAUUUGUUGUAAAUGACUUAAAAUGUGCUGGGUGUGCAAUAUGUGGUUGUCAUGUUUCAUAAUUUUGCUAGAUGCGAGUACAUCUAUGAAGCCUGAUUCACUUGGUGUAGAAAAGGUACAGGUUAUAAAUGAAAUUUUAUUUAGCAUUUCACCUUUCUUUGUACAAACACCUUCAAGAGAAUAAAAUUCUAGUACAAUUUUACCAUAGUUGUGCUUUCAGUGUCGGAAUCCCUUCACCCUCAACAUCUUUCUUUCUUGAGGUCCAGGGCAUUUCCGGCUCAUUCCUUCAGCCCUUUACAAACAUGUGACAGAAGACGGAGGCCACAAAAACUCAGGAAGAUCGGAUUCACCUAUGCAAGACGCCACUACGGCUGCUCGAGCAGCACCACGUCCGUCCAUCGCCGACUGCCCAUAACGGGUCACUCCCUAUCCUGCAAAUAGUGUUAUUGAGCCAUACCAUAACAUAACCUAUGAAACUUGUGGAGUGAGGUGUGACAGCACAGCAACCUGGACAAGGGCCCAAAUUGAUGCCGAAUGGCUGCGAAAGCGGAAAAUGACGUGAACUCUGCCUUCGAUGACAUUUUUCGGACGGAGAGUCGCCUCUCAUCCGCGGCCUUCGAAGACGGCUUUGAAAGUGGUCGCCUGAAGGGUGCCGAAGAGGGGUUCCACUUGGGAUACCACAGAGGCGCAGAGCUGGGAGCAGAGCUUGGCUUCUAUUCUGGAGUUGUUGAAGCCUGGCUGUCUCUUGAAUCUAACGUGACGUCAGAGAGAGCACUACAAAGCUUACGUAAACUCCAACAGCUGUUGAAAAAUUUUCCUCGGACAAACGUUGAUAAUGUUGAUAUUAUGGCUUCCUUCGAUGAGAUCAGAGUCUCCUACAGAAAAGUUUGCUCUCUCUUAAAGAUGAAUUCUUCUUACCCAGAGGCUUCCAAACUGUCCUUUUAAAGUGGAAGCCCUAAAAUGGGUGCUAAGGUAG